This is a messenger RNA of Fundulus heteroclitus (mummichog), 1732 nucleotides long. RefSeq names its product iron-sulfur cluster assembly 2 (gene isca2). The record is from RefSeq and is a predicted model, not a curated record. Gene Ontology annotation, cellular component: mitochondrion. NCBI's taxonomy places the organism in Eukaryota, Metazoa, Chordata, Actinopteri, Cyprinodontiformes, Fundulidae. The coding region runs from base 44 to 580 and encodes 178 amino acids. Gene Ontology annotation, molecular function: iron ion binding; 2 iron, 2 sulfur cluster binding; 4 iron, 4 sulfur cluster binding. The transcript is spliced from 4 exons. Gene Ontology annotation, biological process: iron-sulfur cluster assembly.
CUGGGUGUGUGCUACGUGAUGGGGGUGACGUCUGUUAUGGAAGAUGUCUGUGUUUAAAGGAGCAAUGCUAACCGCGUCAGCCAAGUCAAAAAUACUAAGCCUUGUGAGGGCAUCCGCUCUUCUAAAUAACCUCGGCGUUAGGCAGGAGCUCCGGCGGCUUCCUGAAAACUCGCAACCGCUUUACAUAGCGGGGCAGCGGGGCUACGGGAACGCCUCCGCCCUGAAGGAGAGCUCUGGGGAGCAGAGUCCAUCCCAAGAUAAGGUGCACCUCACCGAGUCAUGCGUGAAAAGACUAUCAGAAAUCAUGGAGAAGGGCGAGUACUUGAGAAUACAAGUGGAGGGAGGAGGCUGCUCUGGAUUCCAGUACAAGUUUUCUGUAGAUCGCAACAAGAACGAGGAGGACAGAGUGUUUGAGCAGGGGGGAGUGGGGAUCAUCGUUGACCAGGAGAGUCUGGAGUUUGUGAAGGGAUCCACUUUGGACUUCAGCCAGGAGCUGAUCCGCUCCGCCUUCCAGGUGCUCAAGAACCCUCAGGCGGAUCACGGCUGCUCCUGUGGCAGCUCCUUUUCUGUGAAACUAUGAUUGAUGCAUCAGCGCUGUUUGAUACUUUGAUUCAGUAGUUUAUUAGGUGGAUAUCUUCAACAAAAUACUGAUUAUAUACGAGGAAGUACUAAAAUGUUUUUACAAACAAAGACAGUAAUGGGUACAUCAGUCUAGUAUUUCCUUUUGCAUUACUGCAGAGCUUCAGUCAGGCAUGUUUGUGAAAGUUAUAUUGUGUUUUAUGAUUGUCAGGUUUCAAUUGUGCUGAAGGAAAACCAACUUUAACUUAAAACAAAAAUCAGCGUCCUUUACAUGGGGGCACUAUAAGCACACAAUCGCCAACAUAUCCUCAGAUGGGAAAUCUUAGGUCCUCCUGCUGUUCGGUUGCUUUAAAACUUUAUGUGAAGUUAAUAAAUAGGCUGCAUCAUGUCAGAAAAAGAGUCAGUGGACAGCAUUCAUCAGAAAUACAGGCAUAUGGUCAGAAAAAUAGCAGCUUAAGGGGUUGCAUGUUCAUUUGCUUCAGAUUGUUUGAUUAAAAAGACUUGGUUGAUUCUUGUGGGUGAUAACAGUGAGCUUCAAAAGUUGGGAAAUGUAUUUAUUUCUCUAAUAAUGUAAAUUUGUUGACUUACCUUGAAGAGCUCAUAAUGAUAUAUUACCACAAUGUCACUUUCUAUCAAAACAUUACGACAAUCUCUUUAGGUUUGUGUUGCAAAAUGUUACAGAAAAGCAACGGAGGCGUAGAGCACAGGCUGUUUACGUUCAGGUCCAGACAGAUUACCAGGAAGCUGCAUGUGAGUAAUGAAAGGUGGAUUAUACGGUCAACUUUCAUCAGAUUUAAUAGUUGAUGCCAAGCUGCGAACACUACAAGCUCACCUGAUAAUCUAGUGAGUAAAAGUAUUUAAUUUUCAUCUCAAUGACUUCUCUUCCACAAGUAACACUGAAACCGGGGAAUAAUUUGCCAGCUUUGGUUCCUUUGUGAGUUUGUGAAAAUGAAGCAAAGUGAACGAGAAGCAGAUUAUUCAUUGUGUUUUUUAAAGACCUGUACAAGCAGCCGAUGUUUUCCAACAGAACAAAAACUCUUCAGUGUUUAGAUUUCCCUUUUAUGUAAAUUAUGUAAAUAAGUCAAAGCUGCCGUAUCAUUAUAAAGGUUUAAUUUAUGUUGUUUGAUCUGGAAUAAAUGGAAUAAACGACAAA